AUGCAGAGACGUCCGGCAAAAGGCCUCGCCCACAUAUCGCCACCCCUGCAGCCUGCCCGCAUGGGCUCUGACCCAGAGAAGGCCCCAUCGCGCCUUCACCAGAAAACAUUUGGGCUCACGAAUCGCAUAUGGCUCAUUCUAGUCUUCUUUCUUGCUGUCGUUCUGUUCACGAGGUCUGUGCUGCCCUCUGAUCAGUCCACUCCGCGACAUCGACUGCUCUACGGCGACCUGAAGCCGAAGAACUACCUCAACGUCUCCGCUAACGAACCCGUGCCGUUCUCCUUCUGCCCAGCCCUUGGUCCUGGUGAUGAACUCGCAACGAAGUACGACCCUAUCACUCUUUCGAAAACACGGUUCCACUUGGGAAGUGGUGCUCGCGUCCAGCGCGUCAUUAAUAAAGCUCUCUCGGGUCUUCCUGUAACGAUCAGUGUCAUAGGUGGUUCUGUGUCCGCAUGUCACGGAGCAGGCGAUGACCCGCUUUCACCGACAUGCUAUCCUUCGCGGUUCUUCAACUGGUGGAAUGGUGUCUUUCCGCAUCCCGAAUCCGAGCUCACAAACGGCGCUUUGCGCCGGACUACCUCGGCGUACUUCGGGUUUUGCAAUGCACACCACAUCCCAGAUGUCACAGACCUGGUCAUUGUCGAGCUCGACGUUGACGAUGCCAAUGCCUCGAUCUCGAUGGAAGAAUUUGAGCUACUCAUUCGGUCCAUCUUGAUUCGACCAGACCAGCCAGCGGUCAUUAUUCUAGGACACUUCAGCCCACAAAUCGGUCUCACGGCUGGCUUUGGAGGGACAGACCACUGGCACAGCUUGGUCGCGCAAUUUUACGACGUCCCAUACAUCAGCAUCAAGCCUCUGUUGUACCCGAGCUUCAUGGCUGACCCCUCUUCAAUAGACCGGUACUUCGCAGACCCGAUCCUCGCAAACGGCGCGGGUCACGAGCUCAUUGCCGAUGUGCUCGUCUCGUACUUCCAGACGCAGAUUUGCGGCGCAUGGGCUGCGCUGACCGGGACCACGUACGAACUCCUCCCCGCACCUGCGGCGCCGCUUCUCUUGGACAGCGACGCGAAGCAGCCGACUGACGCACGCGGGCUCUUCGGCGGCAUCGCGGAUCGCAAAGGCGCAGUGGGCGCGUUCGCACCGGACGACCCAGACCAUGGCGGCGCCGCGGACGCUCGCCUUGUCGUACCCGACGCCAAAGCGAACUCACACGCGAACGGCAAGCUGCUCGCAAAUCCACUUUUGCGUGUGCCUACGACGCGCAUCAGCACCCGCCCGGUGGACCUCCAGACGCACCCGUUCGUCGAGAUCGCACCCUACUGCGUGUCCGCGAAUGACCUUAUCAACCCGCUGCCGCUCUCGCAAUUCGCGGGCUCCGGCUGGGCGGCGUACCACCCGCGCCCCGGAUCGGCGGACCUCUCAUCGCAUGCGCACUACUUCUACUCGACCCUGCCUACGAGUAAGCUCCGCGUGAGUAUACAGGUCUUUGCGGGCGAUGUGGGCGUGUACUAUGUGAAAGAGCCCACGACGCAGGUAGGCCUGGGCAGCGCGGUAGAGUGCUGGGUGGAUGACAACUACUCCGGCGCGGUCUCCAUCGAGAACGCUGCGCAAGUCGGCGAAUCUACCCCUGCACUGGAGCUGAUCGACCACCGCGUGUCACGCGGGUCGCACUUUGUUGAGUGCCAGCUGAUGGGCGAGGAGGACGACCGUAAUGUUCCCCCGUUCAAAAUCAUUGGCAUCUUCGCGACGUAG
Molecule: messenger RNA, 1752 nt
Organism: Sparassis crispa
Lineage: Eukaryota; Fungi; Basidiomycota; Agaricomycetes; Polyporales; Sparassidaceae
Exons: 5
Coding region: 1-1752 (583 amino acids)
Source: RefSeq, a predicted model, not a curated record